AUACUGUACCUGCAGAUUGAUGAGGGUUGGAUGUAAGGAUUGGAGGCAAGGUGAUAUCUAGGUUGGUCCAUAAAACUAAAAGCAGUGUGGGUGCAAGGAUCAGAGGUUGAGGGACAGAUCAACAGUAGUUGAAGAAAAAGACGACUAAGAUAGCGAGAAUUCAAAGGAUGCCUAGGUCUUUCCUUGUUAAAAAGAAACGUGGGGCAUGUGGAGCAUGGCAAUGGAAAGAGCCAGAACAGCUUGAGUGGAAAGAAGAUAAUACAGAAGUCAGUGAAAUUGCUAUGGAGCAGAUAUCCUGCAGUGACACCCAACAGCCUGCAACUGUGCCUCAGUCAGUAGCCACCGUAGGGUGUGGGACAGCAGCUGGAAUGAGAGUGUCAGUGCCUUUUGCAGGAUCAGGAGGACCAGGGGCUGACACCAGGCCAGACUGGUCCACACUUAUGCUACGGGGCUCCUUCUACCAUCCCAGUACAAUGGCGCUGGUCAGCAGAGCAAAGCCCCGUCCCCGUACUUCCCCCAGCUCAGGUGACUUUGUGUGCUCAGUGUGCCACAAGAUAUUCCCUCUGCAGCGCAUGUUGACCCGACACUUGAAGUGCCACAGCCUGGUGAAGAGACAUCCUUGUCGAUUUUGUGGCAAAGGAUUCAACGAUACCUUCGACCUCAAGAGGCAUAUGCGAACACACACAGGUAUACGUCCCUACAAGUGUGAGCUAUGUGAGAAAGCCUUCACACAGCGUUGCUCUCUGGAGUCCCACAUGAGGAAGAUUCACGGUGUUCACCAACAGUAUGCCUACCGCCAGAGACGCUCCAAGAUCUUUGUAUGUGAGGACUGUGGUUACACCUCAAGCCGCCCUGAUGAGUAUUUCCUUCAUGUAAGACAGUGCCACCCUGGCAGUCCCGCCCUCCGAAGGUACUACCGCCGCCAGGUCCAUGAGAACAGCAGCUUUGCUUCAGAAGACAAUAAACUCAACCCCUAUUUGCUGUACUCAGCCCCUGCAUAUUAUAUGUAGAUUUCAUUCUAAUGAAAAGGACAUUGUAUUGGAGCAUUGCAUUGUAGCUGUUUUAAG
Molecule: messenger RNA, 1067 nt
Organism: Perca fluviatilis (European perch)
Lineage: Eukaryota; Metazoa; Chordata; Actinopteri; Perciformes; Percidae
Exons: 4
Coding region: 168-1010 (280 amino acids)
Biological process (GO): epidermal cell differentiation; regulation of transcription by RNA polymerase II
Cellular component (GO): nucleus
Molecular function (GO): DNA-binding transcription factor activity, RNA polymerase II-specific; RNA polymerase II cis-regulatory region sequence-specific DNA binding
Source: RefSeq, a predicted model, not a curated record